Messenger RNA from Toxotes jaculatrix (banded archerfish), 2456 nucleotides. Its product is annotated as cAMP-dependent protein kinase type II-beta regulatory subunit. Gene Ontology annotation, molecular function: cAMP-dependent protein kinase regulator activity. Gene Ontology annotation, cellular component: cAMP-dependent protein kinase complex. The transcript has 11 exons. The record is from RefSeq and is a predicted model, not a curated record. Bases 1 to 1236 code for a protein of 411 amino acids. NCBI's taxonomy places the organism in Eukaryota, Metazoa, Chordata, Actinopteri, Toxotidae. Gene Ontology annotation, biological process: regulation of protein phosphorylation.
AUGAGUAUAGAAAUUCCUGAAGGACUGACGGAGCUGUUACAGAGCUUUACCGUGGAAGUUUUGAGGAAUCAGCCCAGGGAUUUGCUCGAGUUUGCAUUACAGUACUUCACCCAGCUGAAGGACAGUGAGACCAAAGAGGCCUCAUUUGGCAAUGACCAAAAUUCGGCCCCAAGACCUGGAAAAGCGGUCAAUUUCAUUGACGAAGCCAUGCAGAUCGAUUCGGAAAACGGAGAGGAGGAGGACGACGAUGACGAGGAAUUCGUAGCCCCGGUAAUAAACAGAUUCAUCAGAAGAGCAUCAGUGUGUGCUGAAGCAUUCAAUCCUGAUGAAGAUGAGGAGGAUAAAGAGCCAUGGGUCACCCACCCAAAAACCGAUGAGCAGAGACAGAGGCUACAGGAAGCAUGUAGGGACAUUCUUCUGUUUAAGAAUUUGGAUCCGGAAGAGAUGUCUCAGGUGCUGGAUGCAAUGUUUGAGAAAUUCUGCACAGAAGGGGAGCAUAUCAUUGAUCAAGAUGAUGAUGGGGACAAUUUUUAUGUCAUUGAAAGUGGGACGUUUAACAUCUUUGUGAAGGUUGAUGGCAUAGAGAAGCUGGUUGGCUGCUAUGACAACAGAGGCAGCUUUGGAGAACUAGCGCUGAUGUACAACACCCCCAGGGCAGCCACAAUAAUCGCCAUGUCGCCUGGAGCCCUUUGGUGCCUAGAUCGUCUGACAUUCAGGAGGAUCAUAGUGAAGAACAAUGCCAAGAAGAGGAAGAUGUAUGAGGCAUUCAUUGAAACUCUACCACUGCUUACAUCAUUGGAGCUCUCAGAGAGAAUGAAGGUUGUGGACGUGCUAUCCACCAAGGUGUACAAUGAUUCACAGCAGAUUAUUGCUCAGGGUGAUUUAGCAGAUUGCUUCUACAUUGUCGAGUCUGGCCAAGUUAGAAUCACCAUGAAAAGAAGCAGGACGAAAAAAGACCAGGAGGAAGAGGAGGUGGAUAUUGCCACAUGCUCUAGGGGCCAGUAUUUUGGGGAGUUGGCGCUUGUCACAAACAAGCCCAGAGCUGCAUCGGCAUAUGCUGUGGGGAGUGUCAAAUGCUUGGUCAUGGAUGUUAAAGCCUUUGAGAGGUUGCUGGGCCCGUGCAUGGACAUCAUGAAGAGAAACAUUGCUAACUAUGAGGAGCAGCUGGUCACCCUGUUUGGAAGUAGCCCUGAGAUUGAGCAACAAAGUGCAAGAGAUGGCUCCAAUGGACCAUGAAUCAGUGGAUGGAAAAAAAAAGGCUUGUAUGGAUGUUUUUCCCCAUAACCACUUAAACGUCUUUUCCUACAAGAAAUGUGAAUACCCUCUACAAUAUUUGUGUAUCAGAUAAAUAAAAACAGACACGUCAGAUUCCCAUAUGAGGCAAGGUUCAUUUCAGCAGUUUGCCACAGAGUGUUAUGACUAAAGUAAGCCAAAGCAGAGUUGCUUAAAGCUUGUUUAAAUUAGACUCUCACCUUAAAAAUGUAGUGUACAUUAUUUUACUUGUCAGUGUCAGAUGCAUUAUUUGUUUGCACACUUAACACUUCUGUUAACUCUCACCUAAUGUCCACAGUGUCAUAGUUACACCUACAGUAUAAUAUUGUUUGUAAAUUUCUAAACAUUGUUUGUUAAAACCAGAUGCCAAAGCUAAUUUCUUACUGGAUAAUUGUGAGCAAAUAUGUCACAUUCUCUUGUCAUUGUUUUGGCAAGAGCACUAACACUGGCAGCAUGAGGUGCACUGGUACGAGUGCCCCAACAUGACAAAGGAUAAACAAUGUGUAAAGGAAACUAAUUUGAUUCUGUAUUUGAAUAACAUCUUUCACAUUUUGAUCACAACAGAAUGUAGAUUUGGCAGUACUUUAACAUUUUUACAAAAUCCAUUUUUGUUUAUCAUAAGAUUUACUCCUUGAAUACGUGUUCAUGAACUGUAUAUCAUUGUUGGUAAGUGUCUGUGGCUGUUAGCCUAAUACUAUGCUUUUGCAACAAAAAAAAAGGAAAAAAAAACUUCAGAGAGAUAGCUGAUAGUUUUGUAAGAAUAUACAACACAUUGCCGUACAAUUUGAAAAUGAGUAUUUACUGUUAUUAUAUAGGCCCACUUUUAAUUUAAUAAGUUGCCCCACUAGAUUGUAGUCAUUAUAGGUAAUGUCUUGAGACAAUUGAUUUUCCUGUGUUUUAAUGUCAAAUUUAAGUCACACUGUUCUGUGUUGGUGAAACAUAUAUUAUGACUAUGGCAUCCAUUAAUUGCUGUCUACCUCUGCCAACAAAUUAUACUGUUUGAAAACACAUAUUCUGAUGUUCCCUCUCAACAGGAAUCUAAAGUAGAUCCUCUCUCUCUCUCUCUCUCUCUCUCUCUCUCUCUCUCUCUCUCUCUGUCACUUCUCUCUCAUUUUAAAAUUAUUAAUUGGAAGUCUUCUGUAUUUUGUCUGUGGUUUACUGCAGCUUAAAAUGUUUAAAGCUGG